UACUGUUUUUGUAGGUGAAUGGAAAACUAGUGUUUCUUCCCUAUCGGACCGCACAGUUUGAAAUAGCUUUAAGUGGGACGUAUGUUCGGUUGGAAACCAGGUGUGGUCUGGUGGUGCAGUUUGACGGUGCCUCUAGCGCCAUCGUCCAAGUACCUAAUGUGUACGGGAACGACCUAACUGGGAUCUGUGGUAAUUGUAACAAUAACCCAAACGAUGACCAGAAAGACUAUUCACGGUACGAGGUCGUGGAUGACUCUGAUCUACAACUUCAACAUUGCAAAAAAGUAGAAGAUUUCCACCCUUGUGCACAGAACCCAACGUUUAAGACGGAGGGAGAAACAACGUCCGUCUGUAGGGUCAUGGACCCAACAAGUACUACACAAAGUGCCUUCAGCGAGUGUUUCAAAAGUUUUAGAGAAACCGCUGGACUUCUAUUUAGUUCUUGUGUGUAUGAUUACUGCGCGUUCAGGGUUGACAACGCGGAAGGGAAAACUCUCGAGAAGGUGCUCUGUGAUGACGUCAGUGACCUUUCCUACCUGUGUGCAAUGGGAGGUAUCACAGUCAAAUGGAGAACGUCGACGCUCUGUCCGUUACCGUGUGGACCAAACUCGCACUACAGUGCUGAUAUGUCAGCUUGUCCUGCCACGUGUGUGGACAGGGAAGCCCCCAGCAAAUGCACUGGGAACGCAGUUGAGGGGUGUGAAUGUGAUACAGGGUAUGUUCUCAGUAACCAACGCUGUGUUCGCGUGGCCGAAUGUGGUUGUACUGACGACGACGGGCAAUACUACCCGUUGGGAACUAAAUUCGUCUCCAAGGACUGUUCAGUAGUGAGACAAUGUACAGCAGUAGGUAACGAGAUGAAGAUUGUUGUCAAGGAAACGAGGGACCCAUGUGGUACUAACGCUGAGUGUAAACUCCAGGAUGGUCAAUACACGUGUGUAUGUAAGGCACGACACAAGGGGGACCCCCUGAAGGGUUGUACAGAAAUUACCUGUGGAACCAAUGCCCACUACGUCAAAAAGGUGACUGCCUGUCCGGCCUCAUGUCAGGAUCCUACAGCCCCCAGCAGUUGUCAGAAACCCAUGGCAGAAGGCUGUGCCUGUGACAAGGGAUUUGUGAGGAAUGAUGGACAAUGUAUACGUGUUCAGGAAUGUGGAUGUAAAGAUGAUGAUGGAACUCAAUAUCAGGAUGGUGCAGAGUUUAUUUCAAGCGAUUGUUCGGUAGUUAGACAAUGUACAGCAGUAGGUAACGAGAUGAAGAUUGUUGUCAAGGAAACGAGGGAAACAUGUGGUACUAACGCUGAGUGUAAACUUGAGGGUGGUCAAGACACGUGUGUAUGUAAGGCACGACACACAGGAGAUCCUCUGAAGGCUUGUACAGUACCUGAAACGUGUGGGAAGUUUCCAAAGUGUCACCCCAGCGCCGUGUGUGUUGACAAUGACCAUUGUGAAUGUAAAGCUCCCAACCAGGGUGACGGCAUCAAAGGAUGUUACCCUGUGUGUUGGUGUCAGGCAUCCGGGGACCCUCAUUACAUAAUGUUUGAUGGACAGCGUGUCAAUUUCAUGGGUACCUGUAAGUACACUCUGUCCCAGUACCAAAAGGUGGGAGACACAUGUUCGUACGCUGUGGAGGUGAAGAACGAGCAUAGAAGUGGAUAUACACACGUGUCCUACACGCGUCUGGUUGACAUCAGAGUUUUUGACACAACCAUUAGGCUUCACUUACAGAAACGUGUCUACGUGAAUGGAAAACUAGUGUUUCUUCCCUAUCGGACCGCACAGUUUGAAAUAGCUUUAAGUGGGACGUAUGUUCGGUUGGAAACCAGGUGUGGUCUGGUGGUGCAGUUUGACGGUGCCUCUAGCGCCAUCGUCCAAGUACCUAAUGUGUAUGGGAACGACCUAACUGGGAUCUGUGGUAAUUGUAACAAUAACCCAAACGAUGACCAGAAAGACUAUUCACGGUACGAGGUCGUGGAUGACUCUGAUCUACAACUUCAACAUUGCAAAAAAGUAGAAGAUUUCCACCCUUGUGCACAGAACCCAACGUUUAAGACGGAGGGAGAAACAACGUCCGUCUGUAGAGUCAUGGACCCAACAAGUACUACACAAAGUGCCUUCAGCGAGUGUUUCAAAAGUUAUAGAGAAACCGCUGGACUUCUAUUUAGUUCUUGUGUGUAUGAUUACUGUGCGUUCAGGGUUGACAACACGGAAGGGAAAACUCUCGAGAAGGUGCUCUGUGAUGACGUCAGUGACCUUUCCUACCUGUGUGCAAUGGGAGGUAUCACAGUCAAAUGGAGGACGUCGACGCUCUGUCCAUUACCGUGUGGACCAAACUCGCACUACAGUGCUGAUAUGUCAGCUUGUCCUGCCACGUGUGUGGACAGGGAAGCCCCCAGCAAAUGCACUGGGAACGCAGUUGAGGGGUGUGAAUGUGAUACAGGGUAUGUUCUCAGUAACCAACGCUGUGUUCGCGUGGCCGAAUGUGGUUGUACUGACGACGACGGGCAAUACUACCCGUUGGGAACUAAAUUCGUCUCCAAGGACUGUUCAGUAGUGAGACAAUGUACAGCAGUAGGUAACGAGAUGAAGAUUGUUGUCAAGGAAACGAGGGACCCAUGUGGUACUAACGCUGAGUGUAAACUCCAGGAUGGUCAAUACACGUGUGUAUGUAAGGCACGACACAAGGGGGACCCCCUGAAGGGUUGUACAGAAAUUACCUGUGGAACCAAUGCCCACUACGUCAAAAAGGUGACUGCCUGUCCGGCCUCAUGUCAGGAUCCUACAGCCCCCAGCAGUUGUCAGAAACCCAUGGCAGAAGGCUGUGCCUGUGACAAGGGAUUUGUGAGGAAUGAUGGACAAUGUAUACGUGUUCAGGAAUGUGGAUGUAAAGAUGAUGAUGGAACUCAAUAUCAGGAUGGUGCAGAGUUUAUUUCAAGCGAUUGUUCGGUAGUUAGACAAUGUACAGCAGUAGGUAACGAGAUGAAGAUUGUUGUCAAGGAAACGAGGGAACCAUGUGGUACUAACGCUGAGUGUAAACUUGAGGGUGGUCAAUACACGUGUGUAUGUAAGGCACGACACACAGGAGAUCCUCUGAAGGCGUGUACAGCGCCGAGGGAAUGUCGGAAGAAAUUGGAGGGCGCGGACUAUCAAGGAGAGGUAUCACAAACAGUAACUGGGAAAACUUGCCGAACUUGGAACACUAUGAAAGCACGCAGAUAUGCGAUUCUUGGUGCGCACAACGGUUGUCGAAAUCCAAAUAGUGAACAAAAGGCGCCAUGGUGUUUCGUUAAAACUGGAAAUGACUGGGAAUAUUGUGACAUACCUAUGUGUGAUGGGAAAAAGCCUGGAUGCAUUGCAACAACUACAGUGUCUUGUUCGAGUCAAAAUGGUAAUUCCAAACGAUGUAAGAAAGAGGGAGUGCGGCGUGUCACUUGGAUCGAUCAGGUGGACGACCCGAAAUGUGUGUUCGGCCUCACCUAUGGAAGAGAAAAGGACGAAGUUUGGGUCAAUGGCGGAUGUGGAGGCACCUUUAAAAUAUGCUAUAUGCCAGAAAGAAAUUCGUAUAAGCCGAUACCAACUCCUAAUACAGAAUGCAAGAAGACGAGGAAGGGCACUGAAUAUAAGGGCACAUGGGGCAUCACAGCUUCCGGACGUCUGUGUCAGUCCUGGUCCUCGCAAUACCCACAGGCCAACAAGUUUUACAAAAAGCUGUCACGACAGGCAAAUUACUGCAGAAACCCUAAUCCUGUCGCCCGUAAACGACCCUGGUGCUUUGUUGACGACCCAAAAUCCAAAACAAAAUGGGAAUAUUGUGAUAUUCUCUAUUGUUGAGAACACGACAAGUUGUUAUUCGGCGACAGGAACGGACUGCUUAUUUCCUGAUUUUUAUUUGUAAUGAACCAAAAUAUAUUAAAGAAUUCGUGAGCAAAUUUAAAAAA
Messenger RNA from Mizuhopecten yessoensis (Yesso scallop), 3937 nucleotides. RefSeq names its product zonadhesin-like. The record is from RefSeq and is a predicted model, not a curated record. NCBI's taxonomy places the organism in Eukaryota, Metazoa, Mollusca, Bivalvia, Pectinida, Pectinidae. The transcript has 21 exons. Gene Ontology annotation, cellular component: extracellular matrix. Bases 360 to 3830 code for a protein of 1156 amino acids.